AUGGCCGCGACGGGAGAGAACGGCGCGGUGGGGGGUGGCAGGGCGGAGGGGGCGCCGGCACCCGGCGGGCUGGAAGGCCUGGAGCAGGGGAUCGUGGUAUCGGUGAAGGAGACCCACGCGUUUGUGAGGUGUCCAACAUUCGUGGACCCUUUGCUGUUCAAUGCGACCGACUUUGUGGUGAGUGAGCCCAGUCCGGAGGAUGUCCCACACUUGCAAUCCCACCUCUCUCCAGGGGACGAGGUCACCUUCAGGGUGGGUGCCAAGGUGGAUGGCGAGUUGAGGGCAUUGGAGGUGAAGAAGUGUGGUGGGGCUCGGCAACGUCGACCCACUUCUGCACAAACACCCUUUGUUGGCCGUCAUGGACAAGCAGAUGACAUGCAGAACGUCUACAGGGCGCUGUCUGGCAUUUCCGGGUUCUCUACUUCCCUCUCCAGUCACUUCUCUGGCCUCUCCGACCUGUUGGCACAUGCGGACAGCAUGGGCGACAUGGAUGGGCAGAGUUCCACCCGGGAGCAGGGCAUCGUUGCGAGGCUCAAAGACACCAAUGGCUUCAUCAAUCGUCCACGGCCACAUCUGGGACGCAUCUUUUUCCAUUUCAAGUACCUUAGGCCCAUAGAGGGUGGUGGGGCAAUAUCGAAGCUCGAAAUUGGGACAGAGGUGUCAUACGUUGUGUGUCGGGAAGGCGGACGCAUGUUUGCGGCAGAUGUCGAACUUCUGCCAAAGGGCACCAUUGUCCAAGAAGUAGCACUUGAAGGUCAUGUAAGAGGCCGUGUGAUGAAGCCAGCCCUGAGUCAGCCAUCGGAUGUCCGAGAAGAUGGUAUUGUGGGCUAUGUUGAUGAUGCAGGGCAUGAACAGAGAUGUUACUAUGGAAGUCACCAGGUGGAGCAGGCUGAUGUGGAACUAGACGAACGGGACGAGGUGGAAUUCAGGGUGGUGUGCAACAACUACCGGAGGGAGGGCAGGGCCUUGGAGGUUCGACUCAUCUCCAAAGCACCAGAGCGUCGUGAGCUUGGAAAGGUGGCUGUGAUGAAAAACAACUUUGGGUUCAUCAAGUGCUGUGAGCGUCACAACGAUGUGCUCUUCCACUUCAGUGAGUUGGUGUCCAGUGACCAGUCAUCAAGGGUGAAUGUGGAGUCUGGUGACCUGGUGGUUGGGGAUGAUGUUGAGUUCGUGGUUAAGUGGGACCGAGAGAAGGGCAAGCAGCUGGCCUUGAAGGUUAAAAAGGCAAAGCCUGGGUCGGCAGUGUUUGAAAUUCUGUCUGACGAAGUGUACUAUGGCCUGGUGGUUGAGCGCUUGGGCUUGUGGAAGCAGUACGGACCGGGAAGCAAUGGGGUCGUGCUGUUUGAGAAGAAUGGACUUUCAGAGAAGCUCACAUUUGGAGCAAAUGACCUUGAGGAUCGACAAUUGAACCCACAGGUUGGCGACAAGGUGUCGUUUCGCAUUGCCACGAACCUGGCGCAGGCCAAGUCGGCUGAGAAGCUGGAUGGUCCUGCUGCCAAGUACGGCGGCCGCAGGGCCACUGGAGUGGCACUUGUGAAGUACAUGGGGAAAGUUGCGUCACUCUUCCAGAAUGGGUCCUAUGGCUUCAUCGACUAUGAACAUGAGCGGGGCAUGUCAAGGAUAUUCUUCCACUGCAGUGAGGUUGAGAGGGGGGUGUAUCUGAGACCAGAUGACGUUGUCAAGUUCGUGCGGGUCUACAAUCCUCAGAAGCAGCAGCACCAAGCUAGACGUCUGCAGAGGAUCCAGGAGGCACCAGUAACUCCCAAGGGGGCACCAGAGAGCAAGGGGUCCUUCAGCAAGCUCCAGCUCGUUUCAUCAGCACUGACACUGGAAAAGCCACCACCCGCACUGUCAUCUACAGACAAGUCGACCACUGCUCCGCAGUCUGCUCGGGGGGGUGCUUUGGGCAAGACCGCAAGGGGCCCAGAUGGCACCAAGGGCUUUCCGUCAGGGCGUGGAAGGAGCUUGGAACCACCCCCUGAGGAGCUGUCACCAAGAUCAUCGAAGAAGCUUGACCCCGGGGCAACCCCCUUCAUCCCAAGGGCCAUGAGUGGGACAGACUCCAUGCCAUUGCCAGAUGCUGACCUGCAGUCCCGACCCUCUGCGUGA
Messenger RNA from Ostreobium quekettii, 2109 nucleotides. Lineage: Eukaryota; Viridiplantae; Chlorophyta; Ulvophyceae; Bryopsidales; Ostreobiaceae. The record is from the annotation of a GenBank genome assembly.